Molecule: messenger RNA, 1871 nt
Organism: Sceloporus undulatus (fence lizard)
Lineage: Eukaryota; Metazoa; Chordata; Lepidosauria; Squamata; Phrynosomatidae
Gene: SELENON
Product: selenoprotein N
Biological process (GO): calcium ion homeostasis; skeletal muscle fiber development
Cellular component (GO): endoplasmic reticulum membrane
Molecular function (GO): calcium ion binding
Source: RefSeq, a predicted model, not a curated record
UAAAAAGCGGGGCCAAACCGGGUUAUCUCUGCAGUGUGGCCAAGGAGGAUGCUGAAGGCGGCCUAGCCGCCCCUCCUGUGGGCCUCCGUGGCUCCUCCUCACUCCGCCGGGCGAGGCCUAGCGGGAAAGAGCCGCCAAGGCAGCGGAGGAGGAAGGAGAAGGGAGCUGGGUGGGCCUCUUUCUGGGCCAUGGCCCGCAGGAAAGAAGGGAGCAGGCCGCCCGAGGAGGAGCAGGAGGAGGAGGCCGAGCGGGCCCGGCGUCCCGCGGACCCUGCUCCCGGGCCCCCUGCCGCCGCCGCCUUCCCCCUGGGCCUGGGCUUGGGCCUGGCUCUCCUGGCCGCCCUCCUCGGGGCAGCCAAGUACCACCGGGACUCGGAGGCCGCCCGGCGCCAGGAGACUGCACUGAAAUCUCUGGGAAAUGAAGGUCUUUUCCUGUUCUCUUCCUUGGACACCAACAAUGACUUGUACAUCAGCCCAGAGGAGUUCAAGCCAAUUGCGGAGAAAUUAACUGGUAUUGUUCCUGUCCCUGGUGCUGAUGAAGAAGAGGUGGUGGAUCCCAAUGGGGAGACUCUCUCUAUCCUUGCAAAGUUUCAGCCUCUGCUGAUGGAAACAAUGACAAAGAGCAAGGAUGGCUUCCUUGGAGUUUCCCAUCUUGCCCUUUCUGGGCUCCGCAAUUGGACUACUCCAGUAUCUCCUGUGAGUGUGAUGUUUGCCCAGCAAUUUAAGGCCUUCCUUCCACCAAAGCAUAAGAUGGAACUUGCUGAUCCUUGGUGGAUCAUUCCCAGUGAGCUAAAUAUUUUUACUGGAUACCUUCCCAAUAAUCGCUUUUAUCCUCCAGCUCCCAAAGGCAAAGAGGUAAUCAUUCACAAGCUCUUGAGUAUGUUCCACCCCCGGCCAUUUGUGAAAACCCGCUUUGCCCCUCAGGGAGCUGUAGCCUGUAUCCAAGCUGUUGCUGAUUUCUACUAUAGGAUUGCCUUCAGAAUCCAUGCAGAGUUCCAGCUGAACGAGCCCCCAGAUUUCCCAUUCUGGUUUUCCCCAGCACAGUUCACAGGCUACAUUGUCCUCUCCAAAGACUCCUCUCACGUUAGAGAAUUCAAGCUGUUUGUUCCUAACAAUAGGUCUCUCAAUGUAGACAUGGAAUGGCUGUAUGGUGCCCUAGAGAGCAGCAACAUGGAAGUGGAUAUAGGAUACUUACCUCAGAUGGAGCUGGAGUCUUUGGGACCUUCCAUUCCUUCUGUCAUUCAUGAUGAAAAUGGGAAUGUGAUUGAUAGCAGAGAGGGCGAGUCAAUUCAGUUCGUCUUUGAAGAGAUUACCUGGCAGAGAGAAAUAACCUGGGAAGAGGCGGUCAGAAAACUGGAAGUUGCCAUGUAUCCAUUUAAAAAAGUUUCUUACCUUCCCUUUACCCAAGCUUUUGAGAGAGCAAAAUCUGAGAGUAAACUUGUGCACUCCAUAUUGUUGUGGGGUGCACUAGAUGAUCAGUCAUGCUGAGGUUCAGGGCGAACUCUCCGGGAAACAGUCCUGGAAAGUUCGCCCAUCCUUGCUUUCUUGAAUGAAAGUUUCAUCAGUACCUGGUCAUUGGUGAAGGAGCUGGAGGAAUUACAGGCUAAGAGAGAGAAUGAAUUCAACAGCAAACUUGCAGACCUGCACCUUGAAAAAUAUAACUUUCGUGAGAUAAUGAUCUGUCUGCCCAAUGGCACUGUGGUCCACCACAUCAAGGCCAAUUACUUUCUGGAUAUGACUUCUAUGAAGCCGGAAGAAGUUGAGAGCAGCAUCUUUAGUUUUUCUACCAGUUUUGAAGAUCCAUCGACAGCAACCAACCUCCAGUUUCGGAAAGAAGGACUUGAGAAAGCAAAACCAUUUCUGCAGACCUAA